CCCACCUCUGCAAGCUUCCGAUCUCCGCUCGGCUUUUUACAAACAUGUUUGCUUUUGUCGGCUAUAAGUGAGAUUUUAGCAGCCGUUGGCGAGACUGUGGAUGCGUAUUUGCGCCAUGCUUCCGAACAUUGUCUGCUUUUUUAUUCCUCAAGAAGACGAACGGGAGACCUCCGCCAUCGGUGGAAACUGAAAUGUGUUUUCUGAGCCGCAAUUGUCUGCUGAAGGGAUGCCUUCCGAGAUGGUGUAUAAAGCUAAACCAGGCUGCCUCUAUUCAGCAGAGACUGGAGCAACAGACAGGACUGUGUUUUUGUACCGGACACUUGUGAAAUGAAGGACAAGAAGAAGAAAAAGAAAUAGUAGAUGUUUGUUAUUGAUGGGGAUCACAGCACGUCGGGGUGGGUGCGAACCGAUGUUGAACGGAUGCUUCUGAGUGGAAUUUAAUCCCGAGUGUUUAUUUCUUUUAAAGGGGGUGCUUGGCGGAUCGUGUUGGUUUUGUGUUAAUGUCAGCCUUGGCAGGACGGGCUAUAUAGGCUACUACACCGCUCGUCAAUGAAUUGAUGCGGGAAUACGCGCUACCUCGGCUGCAUAGAUGGCAAACACAAGUGAGUUUGGGGAGAGCAGCCCGUCCUUACAGAGCUAUGCGUCCACGGCCUCUGCGGUCAAGGUGGCCUCCCUGGGUCUGAUCAUGGGCAUCGGCCUGCUGGGCAACGCGUCGCUGUCGCUGCUGCUGCUGAAGGACAGCUCGCUGCACAAGGCUCCUUACUAUUUCCUCCUGGACCUGUGCCUGGCAGACGUGCUGCGCUCGGCCGUCUGCUUCCCCUUCGUGAUGGCAUCGAUCGGCGGCGGCUCCGCCUGGCCGUACAGCGCGCUCAGCUGCAAGAUCGUCGCCUUCGUGUCGGUGCUCUUCUGCUUCCACGUCGCCUUCCUGCUCUUCUGCGUCAGCGUCACCCGGUACAUGGCGAUCGCCCACCACAGGUUCUACUACAAGAGGAUGAACCUGUGUACGUGCGUGGCGGUGAUCUGCAUGGUGUGGACUCUCUCCGUGGCCAUGGCUUUCCCUCCGGUUUUCGACGUGGGCACCUACAAAUUCAUCCGUGAGGAGGAGCAGUGCACGUUCGAGCACCGCUACGUGAAGGCGAACGACACCCUGGGCUUCAUGCUGAUGCUGGCCGUCAUCGUGGGGGUGACCCACGUGGUUUACAUCAAGAUGCUGUGCUUCGUCUACGAUCAUCGCAAGAUGAAGCCGGCUCAGCUGGUCCCUGCCAUCAGCCAGAACUGGACCUUCCACGGCCCCGGUGCCACCGGGCAGGCCGCCGCCAACUGGAUCACAGGCUUCGGCCGCGGACCCACUCCGCCGACGCUGGUGGGCAUCAGGCAAGCUUCGCACCCCGGCAACAGGAGGCUGCUGGUGCUGGACGAGUUUAAGAUGGAGAAACGGAUAGGGAAGAUGUACUACAUGAUCACACUGACCUUCCUCAUUCUGUGGGCUCCUUAUAUAAGCGCCUGCUACCUGAGAAUAUUUGUGCGGGGAGCCCCGGUCCCGCAGCUCUACCUGAGCGCUGCGGUUUGGAUGAGCUUCGCCCAGGCGGGAGCGAACCCCAUCAUCAGCUUCCUGUUCAACAAAGAGCUCCGGGUGCGCCUCAGAGCCUGUUUCCCCUGCUGCCUGGGAACACAGACACCCAUGGAGCCAUACUGUGUCAUCUGAACAGUAUACAGGCCCUAAAAUACUGCCAAAGACACAUUACAUCUUGUUUCAGAAUGUACAGACUGGUCCCUGAAAUGUGUUUGUACAAGCACACAGGCUGGUGUGGAGGGUGAACCCACUGCAGUUCAGUUUACCCACAUUUUUAUUUGUGGCAAAGCUUGUACCUGCUAUUUUAUUCUGAGACAAAAAAAAAGUUGAAUAUGAUGUAAAUUCAUACUAUUUUAUGCUGAUCCGAAUCAGACUAAUUACAGCUAUAUUAAGGGAUAGAAGCAGAAUGUGAUGCUUUUACAAAACAAUCACCUUUGCUACCUUUUUUAUUUAUCCCUCUAUGUGAAUUCCAAAUAUAGAGUAGCCUCUAUGACAGUUAUGGGUCAUGUUAUUUUCUGUUGCUCCACUACAAUGUUGUACAUGAAUGUCACUUUGGCUAUAUGUUUGUAUAUUUUGAAAUUAUAUCCCGUCACACCCUUUUGAGGAUGUUUGCCUUUUUGCAGAACUGAUGACUGAAACACAACAGAACUAUUUUAUCAGCUGAUUAGUCCGUUUCUAGCAUCUGUGACAUUGGGUUCUAGUCGUUUGGAUACCACAAAUGAGAAACAGAUCUCAGUAUAUUUUUUAAUUAGGACAGUGUCGCACGUGUAAAUAAUGUAAAGCCAUUCUCCCUCAUUCGUUCUGCUUUUUUAACCAGACAUGUUGUAUACGUCAUAACCCACUGGGAUUCUUUGUGUCCAAAGGUGUUUUGUUUAAAGGUAUUUUGCAAGUUAUUCUUCUUCAUAGGUCAGCUGUGUUAAGAAAUGGGUUAAUUUGCAUUCCCGUGUGGAUAUACAGUACUGUACAGAUAGCAUUCUUUUUCUACAGAUAUGGAAAUGUUAACAAUUUGGUGCUUU
Perca flavescens (yellow perch) is the source of this 2589-nucleotide messenger RNA. RefSeq names its product G protein-coupled receptor 27 (gene gpr27). Gene Ontology annotation, cellular component: plasma membrane. The transcript has a single exon. The coding region runs from base 590 to 1705 and encodes 371 amino acids. Gene Ontology annotation, molecular function: G protein-coupled receptor activity. Gene Ontology annotation, biological process: G protein-coupled receptor signaling pathway. Lineage: Eukaryota; Metazoa; Chordata; Actinopteri; Perciformes; Percidae. The record is from RefSeq and is a predicted model, not a curated record.